GAGUCAUCACACAACCUUUGACGGAGUGUCAGACAGGUGGAAAUAUUGGGCUCUAAGCCUGUUGUAGGCAGUUCCCAUCAUUUCCUUAUUUAUGGCUUAAUUCCCUUGGAACCGGUGGAUCCAGUUGAGUAUUCGUCUCAGCCUGACAUCGAUUGACCCAGGUGUAGAACGGCACAGGUUUCACUUCAUUGUUUCACGCAGUUUCAGAUCAGAGGAAGAAAUCUAAUUGUCGGGGAAAAAGCGCUUAGACGCAUAGUGAAAUGGAAAAGCUGACAGGCUCGUUCGGCGCAACGGAAGCCACCAAACCAUACAAACUCAAGCAGCUCGCUUCCUAACUUUUUUCUGUUUGGCGCAAGAUCGUCCCCUGUUUGUGACCAAUAUGAACUCCUGCUGAACAUGACAGUCAUCAGAGGACUUCAUCAUCACUGUAGACUCUGAAAAGCCUCUUGUCUUUGGAAAUAUUUUUUACUCGUUUCGUUUUUUCUUUCUUUUUUACGCAAGGAUUCCUUUGGACACUUAUUUGCGUUUUCACAGGGGGGAGACCAGACAAAAAAGCUCUGCCCCCUGAAUACGGAAAUGGAGACAUCGAAUGGGUAUAUAGAAAGUAACGGCAACUGCUCUCCCAGGAAGGAGAACUCGAGAAUGUUGGUGGACCUGUCGACCAGCACACCCAACGGCCAGCGCUCACACAGCCCACAGUCCCCUGCUGCACGCACAAUCAAACAAGAAGAAGGCACUGAGGAGGACACGGAAAGAAGAGCUGGUGGUCCAGAUGAGGCAGGGCAUAGUGGCGAGGAAGGCUCUGGAUUGGAGGAUCCCAUGAUUGACAGUCCAAACAACUUACAAGAUGCUGGGCCAGGAGCCGAAGUGCAGAAUGAAACGGGGAUAAGACUGCCAAACGGUAAAUAUAAUGGUGAUCGGCCGUUCCAGUGCAACCAGUGUGGGGUUUCAUUCACUCAGAAGGGCAACCUGCUAAGACACAUCAAACUCCACACGGGAGAGAAGCCCUUCAAAUGCCCGUUCUGCAGCUAUGCCUGCCGCCGCCGUGACGCCCUGACCGGACAUCUACGCACACACUCAGUGGGCAAGCCACACAAGUGCAACUACUGUGGGCGGAGCUACAAGCAGCGCACGUCAUUGGAGGAGCACAAAGAACGGUGUCAUAAUUACUUGCAGAGCGUCGGAAUGGACUCUGCCUCCAAUCCUGGCCCUUAUCCAGGGGAGGUUCCCAAAGAACAGAGGCCUCUGGAGCCUGCUGGGAUGGCAGCUUUCGACCGGCCUCCUGUAAUUGAACGACUGCAAGGAAAUGUGGGUAAACGGAAGAGCACCACGCCACAGAAGUUUGUGGGUGAGAAAAUGGUUCGCUAUUCAUACCCCGAGCUGAACUAUGAGAUGGGCUUGAAGUAUGAGAAGGAAGCAGAGUUGAUGCAGGCCCAAAUGAUGGACCACGCUCUUAGCAAUGCCAUCUCCUAUCUGGGCUCUGACUCCUUAAGGCCUAUGAUGCACCAUCCAUCCCUCUCUAUGGCCGAAGUUGUACCAAUGGUUAACCCGUUGUUUCAUCCGGUGUACCCGAUCGGCCCACGGAUGGACCGACCUAGUAGCCGCGAGGCUCCUCCGAUGCCUCAGCCAAACCCUGAAUUCCCACAACCAACCAAUGGUGCAAUUCCAUUGGUCAGACCCAAGAAUCCCCAAUCAGCCCAAGAUGGCUCGCCAUGCAACAGUGGACAGGAUUCAGCCGAUUCGGCGCGGAGCAGCCCACGGGAUAAGCUCAGUGCCACCGGACCAAGGUUGAGAUCCAGUCCAGGGUUUGGUCGGGCAGAGGAAGGCAGGUCAAUGGAACCAAGUCGGGUCGCUGCAAGGGACGGCGUCCGCGUGUUCGCCCGUGAGGGACAAGAGCUGAGGGUGUUCCAAUGUGAACACUGCCGUGUUCUCUUCCUUGACCACGUCAUGUACACCAUCCACAUGGGCUGCCACGGAUAUAGAGACCCGCUGGAGUGCAACAUCUGCGGCCACUGCAGCAAAGAUCGCUACGAGUUCUCUUCGCACAUCGUCCGCGGGGAACACACCUUUCGUUAGCCGCUUUACUGCCGAAGCAUUACGUGAGCAACCGUCGGCAGAUAUAUGAAGGUUUGGGUCCAAUAGAAAUGUUUUCAUUUUGGAGCUGUUCGAUGAUUAUUAUUGUUUGUUUGUUUUUCUGGGAAAGGGGCUGUGAGUAUCUGUUGUGAAUGUUUGACUCCUCUUUUUUAUUUGAUUUGAUUUGAUUUAUUUUUUCACCCCACACACACAGUUCGUUGUUGUGUUUGUAUUGAACCAUCCAGCAGAGCAGCUACAUGUCAAGUAAAGUUGUGAAGUUCUUUCUUUCUUUUAUUACUUUUUCCCUCAUCUAUAUUACCUCGAUGCAUGCUGUCAUUCAUGGACUUUGAACAAUUUUACAGGUAAACCCAGCAACUAGAGGACCACUGAAGAACUAAACCAUACAAAAGAAAGAAAACAAAGGACUUUAUUUCAUAGCUUCAUGCUGCUGCGGCUUCUCAGUGCCUUGCUGAUGUUUCCAACGGCACGAUUUUUGCCUUUUAUGGAGUCUUUUUAAGUGUCUUUCUCAUCCCUUCUUUAUGAUGAACCGAAUGUUUCCUACGAACCGAAGCUUUAGGUUUUUUUGCGCUAACGUCCUGUUCCCUAUGUCGGUGCUAGUUUCACAAAAAAGAAAGUCUUUGGGACAUAUUUUAAUGAAGUGUUGCUGACAAUCCCCUCGUGUCUCGUCGAUUUUGGAAGCGAAACCGAGAUGGCCAUGGACAAAAUGCUUUGUUUUGCUGCUGUUGCACACUUACGCUCAUCUCUCGCGCUCUUAUGCACUUAAACAGCACUGCGACAUGCCUUGAGAAACCUGUUUUUGCACUAUUAGCUUGAGGCCUUGGGUGAAAAUAUGCUAUUUCCAUGCUAUUGAUAAAGCGAACAAAGGUCAGUGUAGUUUAGCUAAUCACAGCACACUGUAUCGGCAUGUGUGAUUCAACAGGGAACAAGUCUGCACCUAUUCUCAUGCUUUAACAAGGGUUGCCAUACUUUUGAUUGAAAUCAGUGAAUUUCAUUCAGCCUUCAGACCGAAUGCCUCAUUAUUAAUGAAUGGUUGAACAUCUGUGACUCUCUUAAGUGCUACAACACACACUCUUUAUUUUAGUGUUUUCUUUAUACGUUAUUUUGACCUUCGUAUGGAGCUAGAUGUAGUUUUUGAGUUUGAAAGAUGCACUUAAUUGCAUUUUUGGAUACAGAUAAAUACUUUUGCACAUGUUACAUGUGCUUGCAAGUUCUAACAAUAACUUUUUAAUGUGUUACAAGAUUGGAGAUUUUAAUCGCUGCACAAGAGCUUUACAAGAUAAAACGCGGUUUAUUAAUCAGACAAUGCUUCGCCCCCUCCAACACUUUAUGCAUUUUCUCAUGCUCAAUUUUUCACGCCGUGGAAAUGUAGAUUAUUUGUUUUUAAGGUUCAUGUAGCAGCGUUUCACUUCCCUUUUUAUGGGCUCUUUCUUCGUUUAAUGUAUUUUUAAUAUUUACAGUAAGAAUUCUGUAGCACAAGCUUUAAUCAAUGCGAAUGCUGCGCGACUGCAGCAGUCACAGCGUUCUGAAGCUCUCUUGCACAUUUGUUGGGCUUUUAUGUCAGUGCUAAAAGAGCCUUACAUCACUAUCAGACUAUUCUUUUUUAAAGCUUUGCUUUUGCCUUCUCUGCUUUGAGGAAAACUGUGAAUACGCCCUUUAAACAUUACAAGGAGAACGACUUAAAAGGCACUGAUAGAAAUGCAGUCAUAUUGUUUGAACGCCAUUUUAUUGUUGCAUAAAAACUAGCCUUUUUUUACACCUCCAAAAAAGUCAGACAUCACACACACACACAUGCACACACACACCUCUCAAAUCCAUUUUGAAGAAUUUUAGUUGUUCUAGUGAAGCAUGAAUAUCUUUAUGUAUUUUUGUUGUUUGUUAGUUUGUUGAUCAGUGUCACAUGCAGGCAUGAUAUUGAAUGUGCUCCAUAAUUCCAGGGCAUUUUAUCAGAUUAUUAUCAGAGCUUAUUGUAUAUCAAAACAUUGUUUUGUUAAUUUUUUUUUUUUUUCCAACAAAAAAAAGGAACAAGGUGAAGGAAACGUUGAUGUAAGACUAUGUUUACAACCGAAUGACCAAGAGCACACGAACAAGACGUGUCCAUGAGUCCACACUUUUAGGACUGGAGAGUACUUGAAAUUAAAGAAAGGCACUCUAGAGUCAGGUUUCACUUUUUACCUUAAAGUGUAUGGGACUGCUAUUUUCUCAGCUGUGUAAAUAUAUAUUUUUGUGUGAGAGAGAGAGAGAGAGAAAGGCAUUUUUUAACUGUUCUUAUUCACUGUGGAACCUUACAAACAGCAAGACCAGGGUUUGCAGUGUAUUUUUAUAUAAGUGAAUUAACGUAUGAAUUAUAUACAGUCUAUUUUGGUAAACAUGUCGAAAGGGGGUUCACUUUUGCUGUGUGUCAGUUUGCUUUUUGGGGUUUUCUCAGGUACAAUGUUGUCAAAUCUUCUUAUAAGGAAUUUGUAUGGAACUGUUGAAGAGUUUGUUUAUUUGAUUCGAGUCAAAUAUCUGAAUAAAUGAAUACAUAUAUUUUUAUUUUUAAAGAUAUAAAAGGUUUGCUGUUCUACAACGGUUGACUUUUGUAAUCUUGGCGUCUUUAAGGAAUGUGUGUUGUUGUAUGUUGGUUUAUAAAGCAUGGGCUUUUCUGCAUUAAAUAGACUCAUCAUUGAA
This is a messenger RNA of Danio aesculapii, 4761 nucleotides long. RefSeq names its product IKAROS family zinc finger 2 (gene ikzf2). Bases 577 to 2076 code for a protein of 499 amino acids. Gene Ontology annotation, molecular function: DNA-binding transcription factor activity; RNA polymerase II cis-regulatory region sequence-specific DNA binding. The record is from RefSeq and is a predicted model, not a curated record. The transcript is spliced from 8 exons. Lineage: Eukaryota; Metazoa; Chordata; Actinopteri; Cypriniformes; Danionidae. Gene Ontology annotation, biological process: regulation of transcription by RNA polymerase II.